This is a messenger RNA of Zootoca vivipara (common lizard), 2298 nucleotides long. The record is from RefSeq and is a predicted model, not a curated record. NCBI's taxonomy places the organism in Eukaryota, Metazoa, Chordata, Lepidosauria, Squamata, Lacertidae.
GGGGCCUUUCCAUAGUCUAUAGCUAUACACUGGAUUUUGUUUCGUUUGUAGUGUACAGACCACACAGAUUCCUAUGCAUGUUGAGGAUUUAGUUGUGUAGCUAGAGGAAGACAGAUGUAGACCUAAUGAUACCUAUGCAAAAUUAAAGAUAUAUACACACACACAGCAUGAGAGCCAGUGUGGUUUAAUGGUUAGCGUGCCGGACUAUGACCUGGGAGACCAGGGUUCAAAUCCCCACCCAGCCAUGAAGCUUACUGGGUGACCCUAAGCUUUCAGCCUAACUUCCUGUGAAGGGUUGUUGUGAAGAUGAAUUCCUUGAAAGAAAAGUCAUCUUCCUCCCUGAAGACAUCUUACGAAGACUGGCUCACAUACUAUGGUCUAACCAUCUCUCCAUUUCACAUGCGAUGGCAGACGGCGCUUUUCAACCGCCUGUUUUACAAUUGGGGAAGAUGGAAACCCAGACUUCUUUAUCUAUGGUUUAGUGCGGGAAUGUUUUUUGGCAUAGCUGCUAUGUUUGGUUCUGUUUUUCUCCUUGGGAAGACACUGAUGCAGACACUCUCUCAGAUGCUAAGCGAAGGGCCUGCCGGCCAGAAUGAUCAGAUGCUGCAAGUUGUGGUGCCUGGUGUAAAUCUUCCCAUCAGCCAGCUGUCCUAUUUCUUCACAGCUAUCCUUAUCAGUGGUGUCAUACAUGAAGUUGGCCAUGGGGUGGCAGCUAUCCGAGAGCAGGUUCGAUUCAACGGAUUUGGAAUCUUUAUAUUUAUUGUUUAUCCAGGGGCGUUUGUUGAUCUGUUCACCACCCACUUGCAACUCAUUUCCCCAAUCCAGCAGCUGAGAAUAUUUUGUGCAGGAGUCUGGCAUAACUUUGUGCUUGGAGUUGCAAGUCUUGUGGUCCUCUUCUUCCUGCCAGCUAUUCUUUUCCCAUUUUAUUACACUGGUGCUGGGGCACUCGUCACUGAACUCACAGAGGAUUCUCCUGCUAAUGGGCCCAGAGGGCUUUUUGUUGGUGACAUUGUCACCAGUCUGCAAGACUGCUCAGUUCAUAGUGUGGAGGACUGGAAUUCCUGCCUGGGAAAGAUCUCUCUGAAGCCACAAACAGGCUAUUGCAUAAAGACAUCAGUGCUACAACAGCUAAGCUACCCAUCUAGAGGUUUUAAAAGACUUGACGGCACUGUUGAAUGUUGUAGCAACAACAGCCUCACAGACGUCUGCUUUUCAUACAGUAAUAACUUAAACGGUCAGUCGGUCCAGUAUGCCUGUCUGCCAGCACGGAAAGCUAUUGAGGCCAGCCAACUUUGCCGAACCAAUACGGAUUGCCGGAGGGAGUUUGUUCCAAGUUUGUGUGUGACGCCUUCUCUGGAAAACCAAACUAGGCUUAUCCGAGUGAAACACCCACCUCAGAUGGAUAUGCUGUUUGUUGGGCACCCGCUGCAUCUCCAGUAUACAGUGAGUCUCAGCAGUUUUGUACCUCGACACAGCUUCCUCAGUAUCGAUCUGCCUGUGGUAAUGGAAACAUUUUGCAAGUAUCUGAUUUCCCUCUCUGGAGCGCUGGCUGUAAUCAACGCAGUCCCUUGUUUUGCUUUGGAUGGCCAGUGGAUAUUAAACUCUUUCCUGGAAGCUACUCUUAGCACGCUGGUUGUUGAAAAACAAAACAGGGAGCUAAUUGGCUUUUUAAUUUUGCUCUCUGGCAGCACACUUUUAGCUGCCAAUGUGGCGUUAGGGCUUUGGGUGGUGACAGCCCGAUAGCACAUUUUUUUGCUCAUUUCGACAUCUGAUAAUUUAUACUAGGCACAUGGGAAAUAGUGAAAUUGUGUGUGUGUGUGUGUGUGUGUGUGUGUGUGUGUGUGUGCAUCUAUGUGUGUGUGUGUGUGUGUUUGGACAAGAAGAAGACAAGCAGCUUCAAUCAAAUUAUGGCACAAGAAAGAUUACUUUCCUGUGAGCUUUAAGUAAUUCAGGAUUGGAUGGUUGUGAUCUUAAAGAUUAAAUUAUUUCUUCUUUAAUCAUUUGUGAAAACUGUAUUGGAAAGGCAGGAGAAGAGUUAGACUUGGCUUAUUUAGAUGUCCUAGCAAGGUCAUUGUUCAGUGCUAAGCUCCUGUACGCUGGAAAACUUGCUCUUCCAAAAUAAGGGGGCAGGCAGUGGCAAAUGGAGCCACUUGGCUGCCCAGAGUGGCAAACGCUGAGGCACCCCCUGAGGGUGGGACGUCAUGAUGCAUGCACUGUGACAUCACGACGCACACGUCAGGAUGAACAGCGCAUGGAGUGUGCAUGCACGAGAUGCUGCACAUGCGGUCAGUACGCACU